UGCGUUGGAAAAGUGAGUGAUCUUUUGUGUUGAAGAGCUUUGGCCUUUGGGUCUGUUAAAUCAUGUUUGUUGUUGUAAAUGCUGUUGAAAGGUAGAGGAAAACGUUUGCAGCGCGCUUAGGAGUUUGAUGGCAUAUCUGCUACAGAAGUAGUUUCCGUGCCAGUAAAUUGAAGAGAACUUUUGAUAAUACUGUUAGCAGAAUGUCAAAGGCACCGUGUGAGGUUUCAAGUAAUGUGCCAAGUAACGAGGAAAUUAUAGCGGAAUUAACUAAAGAUCUGGAACAGUGCGCAGUUAAAACGAAUUCUGUGAACGGUGACACGCCUUCUACAGUAGAGCAUGGUAGUGUUGACUCUAUAUUGACUACACCAGUAAAUUGUGAUGGCGCAAUUAUCAGCAGUGUUUCGGACGAGAAAGCGAAAGAAGGCAAGGUAACAGAUGAUGCUUAUAGGUCGGACGAUGAUGAAUCAAUCCUGCACGACGAUUAUGAUACAGUUGAUGAAGAGGCACUUAAAAUCGCAGAAGCUACUUAUUCGGACGAUGAGAAGAAGGAAAGGAAAGAUGAAGCAGAGAAAAUAAAAUUAUCUGCAAAUGAUUUGUUUAAAGAAGGCAAACACAAGGAAGCUGCUUUAAAAUACACUCUCGCCUUACGGACUUGUCCACUAAAGUAUGAGCACGACAGAGCCAUCUUAUACUCCAAUCGAGCAGCAGCAAAAAUUAAAAUGGACUUAAAGAAAGAAGCUGUUGAAGAUUGCAGUAAAGCCAUUGAGCUAAAUCCAACAUACGUGAAAGCACUCUUGCGUAGGGCACAGGCACAGGAGUCACUAGAGAAACUUGAUGAAGCCUUUGAGGAUUACAAAAAAAUACUUGAGAUUGAGCCAAGCCACAAAGAAGCAAAGGCAGCUGUUCAGAGAUUACCAUAUGAGAUAGAACAGAGAAAUGAAAAAUUGAAAACGGAGAUGCUAUCAAAACUGAAGGAUUUGGGUAACAUGAUACUUCGACCAUUCAACCUUUCAACUGAAAAUUUUGAACUCAAGAAAGAUCCAAACUCUGGUGGCUAUUCAGUUAAUUUUAAGCAGAAUCCAAGAUGAAAAGUUGUGAUAAUGAAUGUAAUUUAUUGGCACAUGGACUGUUGUACAAUUUUAACAGUCCUUUCUUGUGACUGCAUCUUUCUGUGAUAUAUUAUAUGAUAUUACAAUAUGCACCAAAAUAAAUAAAAUAUAAUCAUGAUGCUA
Molecule: messenger RNA, 1232 nt
Organism: Schistocerca cancellata (South American locust)
Lineage: Eukaryota; Metazoa; Arthropoda; Insecta; Orthoptera; Acrididae
Product: tetratricopeptide repeat protein 1-like
Exons: 5
Coding region: 201-1088 (295 amino acids)
Molecular function (GO): protein binding
Source: RefSeq, a predicted model, not a curated record